This is a messenger RNA of Prorocentrum cordatum, 933 nucleotides long. Lineage: Eukaryota; Dinophyceae; Prorocentrales; Prorocentraceae. The record is from the annotation of a GenBank genome assembly.
GCCGGCCGGGAGUACCGGUUGACGCAGCGCUGCCGCCACGGGAUGCCGGACAGGUGGUUCGACGGCAAGGCGACGGAGCCCGAGGUCACCGCCAGCACGGCCACGGCGUGCGCGAGGCUCAUCGGCGGCGUCUGCCGCAACGGGGCCGGCUACCCCAGCAGGGAAGACGGGGAGUACCGCAGAGCCGGCAUGGUGAACUUCAGGAUAGCCCGAACGGGCCUGGACAACAACGUUGCGAAGCAGCUGGAUACCAGUGCCCCGCGCUUGGAGCUGCACCGCGUGACCCGCAAGGAGCUGGCGGACACCGUGGGGCGGGCCGCCGUCGCGGAGGAGCCGGCCGGGCGGGAGGCAGUGAACAGAUACAUGGAGGUGGUCGCCACCAUCCUGGCGGUUCUCGUCGAUGAGAUCGCGGCGACCGCCCCAGCCGCAGAGGCAGUGGUCGUCAUCGCUCCGCGGGACGAGCUGCGCUCGCUGGGGCGCCUCGAGCCCGCCUGCGGGGAGGCGGAGCUAGGCGGCGGCGGCAGCGUCCGCGACCCGGCCUUCGCCGAGCGGCUGCUGCGGGUCUCCAGGAGGCCUGCCGGCGCGCCCCUCGACGUGGCGGUCGUGGUCGAUUACCUCAGCGGCGAGGUCCUCGCCUCCGGCGACAGCUCUCGCCGCGGCAGCAGCGCCCCGCCAGCCCAGGUCACGGCGCAGCUGGACGCCCUCCGCGCCGAGCUCUUGGCCUCGGUGCAGAAAAAUGACAUCCGAGAGAUACGGGCUGCGCUGGAGCUCCAGCGCACUGUCGACCCGACCGUGCUCAUCACCACGUGCACGCUGCAGACGGCGAAGGCUCAGGCUGAAGCUGCUCUGGACCAAUGGCUGGCUGCUUGCAACACGGACGACUCCGACUACCAGCUCGAGGGCGACCCGACGGGCGCCCGCUUCAAGAUGUAG